Saccostrea echinata is the source of this 1656-nucleotide messenger RNA. RefSeq names its product E3 ubiquitin-protein ligase TRIM45-like. The record is from RefSeq and is a predicted model, not a curated record. Gene Ontology annotation, molecular function: ubiquitin-protein transferase activity; zinc ion binding. The transcript has a single exon. Gene Ontology annotation, biological process: positive regulation of DNA-templated transcription. The coding region runs from base 1 to 1647 and encodes 548 amino acids. Gene Ontology annotation, cellular component: chromatin; nucleoplasm. Lineage: Eukaryota; Metazoa; Mollusca; Bivalvia; Ostreida; Ostreidae.
AUGGCGUCCUCAAAUUUGAAGCAAGGACAACAUUACCUGGAAUGUGAUAUUUGUCACAAUCCUGUCCACUUUACAUGCAAAAAAUGCGCCGUUAGAUUAUGCAGCGCAUGUGUAGAACCUCACAUGCUUACCCAAUCGAAAAAUGGCCAUGAUAUAGUAAAGUAUAACGCACAAAACAAACUCGAGGGUGGAGAAUGCCUCAUCCACACCCAGCAAAAGUGUAGCGCCUUCUGCAAGACAUGUGACAUGCCUAUUUGUGUCAUAUGUUUAUCAUUCAAGCACAACACACAUGAAACUUACGAUUUAUCUGAGAAAGCCGACACAGUAUCCCAGUUUAUCAUGAAAGAAAAUGAACGGCUUCAGUCCAUGCGAUCGGAAUUGGAGAAAAUUCUUGAACAUAUCGACAAACGAUCGGCGGCACUUCCGUAUGUCUAUAAACAGACAAAAAAUAAUAUUUCAUCCCAUGCUAAAGAAUGGCAUCAGGAGAUUGAUAAAACAAAGAAGGCAAUGUACAAAGACCUUGACCAAAUGCAAGAAAAACAUGCUGAGAUCUUAUUGAGUCAGAAAAGAGAAUUUGAGGAGAUGCUGAAGAAAUUGAAAAACCUAAAACAAACAGUCUUCAGCUUAGCAAAAUCCAAAGAUCUUUUAGGUAUGAUCAACCUUAAGCUUGAACUUGAAAAUCAGCAGGUGCCAACCUUUAUAGAAGAAAUCCGACCAGCAUUUUUUCAACCUUUUAAGUUCAAUGAAAGAUUGUACUUCGGUUUUAUAGAGACGCAAGAAUCGCAAAAACUACCUCUUGGCGAUCUAACACAAAAACAUCAAAUCUCCUCACCACGACAAGCGCUGAAUGUACCUAUAGUCCUGUCCGUCUUCGAUGCAGGGUUUCAAGCCGACCAAUACACCAAUAACCGGCUGUAUGACAUGGUUUCUGUCGAUGAUGACAGAGUGUGGGCAGGAGGAGAGAGAAGUGAGCUCAGGCUGUUUGAUCUCUUGGGACGUCUGCGCGACACUGUUACAAUCACAGAUAAGAGUAUGUACUUGACCCUGCAUGAAGGACAUGUGGUGUACACCGAUAGAAAUGACAAUACCUUAAAUAAGAUUAUAAAUGGCAAAAUUGAUAAGUUGUUCUGUACCGGGGACUGGAAACCUUACGGUAUCACCUGUAACAAGACAGGGGACUUUCUGGUCUGUCUCCGAACAUCAGACUCCAAAGUCGUAAGGUACAACAGUUCCGGUGACGUGCUACAGGAAAUCCAGUACGACUCCCAUUACCAGUCUCUGUUUAAGCUUCCACUUUACGUGGUGGAGAAUGGUAAUGGCGACAUUUGUGUAGCUGACUGGGAUAAAGAAGCCGUCACAGUCGUUGAUAAGUUCGGAAUAUUCAGGUUCUCCUUCACAGGGAACAAAAUAUCCAAGGAGAACUUCAAACCUAGCUCCCUUACCACAGACAGCAUGCAUCACAUCAUCAUCACGGACUUUAAAUACAGCAGGAUUCACAUGCUGGACAGGGACGGCCAAUUCCUUAGGUACAUCACUCCUGACCAGGGGAUACAGAGACCACGCGCCGUGUGUGUCGUUAGGGAGGGAGAGUUAAUGGUGGGGGAGUGUUUAACGGGAAUUAUCAAGAGAAUAAAGUACUUACACUAGGAGGAAGUU